Molecule: messenger RNA, 2229 nt
Organism: Hydractinia symbiolongicarpus
Lineage: Eukaryota; Metazoa; Cnidaria; Hydrozoa; Anthoathecata; Hydractiniidae
Product: palmitoyltransferase ZDHHC3-like
Exons: 7
Coding region: 267-1211 (314 amino acids)
Biological process (GO): protein targeting to membrane; peptidyl-L-cysteine S-palmitoylation
Cellular component (GO): endoplasmic reticulum; Golgi apparatus
Molecular function (GO): protein-cysteine S-palmitoyltransferase activity
Source: RefSeq, a predicted model, not a curated record
AGUGUCAUAGCAUAUCUAAUACGUGAAAGAGAGGGAAGCACAUAAAACAAUAAAAUUUAGCGAUUCCACAUCUGUAAGAACUUUUUUGAACCUGAGGUUACCGCAUGCUUGCUCUUUAACUAUUAGUAUCUUACCCGUUUGAAACUUAGGUUGGCUAAUGCGACAGCCGUACAGGUUACGAUACGAAAAAAUCGUAGAAAUGAUAACAUAAAAAUGGCGACAGUUGUUAAUGAAAAGAUGAAAACGAAAACCUUUUAUAUUGUAUCAUGACUGAAUAUAUACCUAUAGAAAAAAUUAUUAAUUUGAAUAAUACAACAAAUGCCGUGAAUGAAGAACAACAUAUUAGUAUUGCAGAAAACAAUAUAGAAAAUAAAGAAAUGGUAAAAGUACACUGCUGUCGCUGUCGACCUGAUUGGUUUGUAAAAGAUGGACUUGGCAUUACAUGCUCUGGAAUGACUUAUGGGUUAAUUUUAUUUGCAGAAUUUGUUGUUAUUGGCGUUAUAUUACUUCCUGGUUUUCCUUUAUCUGUUUGGAGUUAUGUACAUGCCUUAGUUUUUACAACUUUAGCAUUCUUAGCUGCUUCAUCUCAUCUCCGAGCUAUGACAACUAACCCAGGUACUAUCCCAAAAGGCAAUUUUACAGAUGAAAAUGUGAGAAAUUUGGGAUUGAAAGCAGGUGAUGUUGUUGUCAGGUGUACUCGUUGUGAAUGCAUCAAAUCCGACAGAGCGCAUCACUGUAGUACAUGCCAACGAUGCAUUCGAAAAAUGGACCAUCAUUGCCCAUGGAUCAACAAUUGCGUUGGCGAAUUCAAUCAAAAAUUUUUUGUUCUAUUUACUUUCUAUAUCAUGUUAAUAUCAGGUUAUGCAAUGGCGCUUGCAGUUCAUUACAUUUUUAAGUGCUCAGAUAAAGAUUGGAAAGGUUGUGCAUAUUUCGCUCCAGCCACGACCAUCAUAUUUAUAGUGUUUCUAAUAUUUGAGGGGCUAUUGUUUGGUUUGUUUACGCUUGUUAUGUUUUGUACUCAGAUGAGUUCAGUGGUCAAUGAUGAAACGGGUAUUGAGCAGUUAAAGAAGCAAUCUGUAGAAAAGGACGGAACCUGGAAAGAUCGUAUGAGAAACACGUUCGGUGGUACGUUUGGCGUCACUUGGUUUUCUCCGUUCUCUUCCAACGCUCAGGCUCGCAAACGAAGUGAAUAUUCUUAUUUCGAUGUGUAACGAAAUUUAGUUUCACGAUUCUGCUAUACCCUCCAAACGUAAUUUUUUUUUACUUUUUAUAUAUUUACGUUAAAGAGUACGGCUUUAGUAUGAUCUGUUCUAGCUUAAGAUCCGCAAAUGCCCUGUAUUUGUCUUCUCUACACUAUCACAACUCGACGCAAUUAGGGCGUUUCAACAGUGACGUCAUUAGGGCGUUUUUACAGUCACGUCAUUAGGGCGUUUUAACUGUCACGUCAUUAGGGCGUUUUAACUGUGAUACCAUUAAGACGUUCCGACAUGUUUUUUUGAAAAGCCCUUUAUUUUCAUACUAAUUUAGGAGUAGUUUUUAUUGCACUGGAGAAGGUUAUUUUUUGGUGUAGCUUUGAGAAUUUGAGCUGUUUAAUGUCCCAACCAAUUGAUUUUACUUUUUUAACAUCACGUUCAACCCCCCUCCCUUUAUGUUUAUGACUUUUUACUGACAUUUGAAGCGGAAAAUUGUUGUUCAAACUGCCAGGUUGUUGUAUUACAUGUCAACUCAGCACAAAUGACUUCAAAUGAAGUUGACAGUUGAAUCUGCAGUGUGUUCGAAAUAAUGUUAUUGAUUUUUUAAUUUUUUAAACCAAAUAUUUCCAACUUGUUACCGUCACGUGACGUCAGAAAUUUCUUAACAUAAUUCAAUCCAAUUAUUACGCGUGUUUCUUUCACUAGUGUGUUAUAUAUAUCCGAGUUAUUAUUUUGAAAAAAUUCUGUAAUUUCUACGCUCGUACGUGGUUAAACCUAUUUUUAAAAAAAAAUAAAAGCCUCUACAAUUUGCUCCCAAGGACCAGACCACAGGGGACUUGGAGACAAUACUGGCUCUGUGAUAUUUUUCUCUGUUUGGCACAACAAUCAAUAUUUUGUCUCAACACUAUUAGGUGAUUGGUUUUUAAUUUUUAUUUAUAAGUUUUUUUUUGUUGUUGUUUUUUUCUACAUUGUUUAUAUAUGUAUAAAUAUGUGUUUCUCAAAAUUAACAAGCAUAUACAAAAUGCAGUACAAAGUA